AUGUGGGCUCUGAAAAGGUUGAAUCUUGGCUGGACUGAAGUUACUAAUCUGAGAAUGACACAACUCAACGAAAUGGAAGAAUUCCGUCUCCAUGUCUAUGAGAGUGCAACCAUGUAUAAGGAACGAAUGAAGUUUGUUCAUGACAAGAAGAUCUUGAAGUGGGAAUUCAAAUCUGGUGACUUGGUCUUGAUCUUCAACUCGAGACUCAAGUUAUUUCCGGGCAAACUCAAAUCCAAAUGGUCUGGCCCGUUCAAAAUUGUGAAUGUGUCCCCUUACGGUGCUAUUGAAUUAGAGUCGGAGGACGGACUUCGAACUUUCAAAGUAAAUGGCCAACAGGUUAAGCAUUACCUGGGCACAACAGGAGACAAUCACUUGGUAGAGCAAUUUGCUCUCAAGGAUAGUCCACCCCCACCACUGAGUAGCCCAAAAGGGACCAAUAUCAUCGUGUCGCGACGUUAA
This is a messenger RNA of Nicotiana tabacum (common tobacco), 459 nucleotides long. RefSeq lists its product as uncharacterized. Lineage: Eukaryota; Viridiplantae; Streptophyta; Magnoliopsida; Solanales; Solanaceae. The record is from RefSeq and is a predicted model, not a curated record.